Messenger RNA from Diorhabda sublineata, 6823 nucleotides. It is a transcript of the gene Hem, whose product is annotated as membrane-associated protein Hem. Gene Ontology annotation, biological process: cell migration; cell morphogenesis; neuron projection morphogenesis. The record is from RefSeq and is a predicted model, not a curated record. Bases 167 to 3532 code for a protein of 1121 amino acids. NCBI's taxonomy places the organism in Eukaryota, Metazoa, Arthropoda, Insecta, Coleoptera, Chrysomelidae. Gene Ontology annotation, cellular component: SCAR complex. The transcript is spliced from 2 exons.
ACUAUGAUUCUUCGUAUGCGUCACUAAAGCGCCAUCUUCACACAUUUGGCACCUCCCUGCUGGUAAAAUGACAGUUGCAGUAUGACGUUUCGUAUUGUAAUGUAAAUAAAAAAUUGUUUGGAUGAAAUGUAAUUUUAAUUAAAAGGCACACAAAAUAGAGAACAAAAUGUCUCGUCAACUGAAUCAAUCAGAACGGAAGCUUGCCGAAAAAUUGAUCAUUUUAAAUGAUCGUGGAAUUGGAAUGUUAACGAGGAUAUAUAAUAUAAAGAAAGCUUGCGGAGAUGCCAAAUCUAAACCGGGAUUUCUUUCCGAUAAGAAUUUGGAAUCUUCUAUUAAAAGUAUUGUGAGAAGAUUUCCUAAUAUAGACGUUAAAAGCCUUACGCCAAUACAAAAUUUGAAAAACGAAAUAAUCAAAUCUUUAUCUUUAUACUACUACACAUUUGUAGAUUUGUUGGAUUUUAAAGAUCACGUUUGCGAAUUAUUAACCAGCAUGGACGCUUUUCAGGUAGAUUUAGAUAUAUCUGUUAAUUUUGAACUUACAAAACAUUAUUUAGACCUUGUAACAACUUAUGUAUCUCUUAUGGUUUUAUUAUCGAGAGUCGAAGAUCGCAAAGCUGUUUUGGGCUUAUUUAACGCCGCUUAUGAAAUUGUACACGGUUCGCAAGAUCAGAGUUUUCCUCGACUAGGAAACAUGAUCACCGAAUAUGAUGUUCCGUUUAAAAAAUUGUGCGAAGAAUUCGUACCACAUUCUAAACUCCUAGCUCAAGCAGUGCAAUCUUUGAUUCCGAUCUACGCACCUAGAAACGUUUCGGCAGAUAAAUGGCGUUCAGAACAGAAAUUAACCCUAGUAGGCAACCCUUCGAUGUUAUUAAAACCGGUACUUUCAGAAAGAAUGUCUUGCGAGUUUUUAUCCUUGGAUACUAUGGAGAAAUGGAUAAUUUUCGGUUUACUUUUGAUGCAUAAUUUAUUACAGCAAGAUCAUUAUAAUAAAUUGUUUUUAAACGCUCUAGAAUCAUCUUGGGUGAUUCCUUUAUUCCGAGAUGAAGUUAUUUAUAUCCAUCAAUAUGUAUUGGGGUUUUUUGAUACUUUAAAAGGUUAUAGUAAAAGAAUAUCCGAGGUUAAAGACGCUUAUACUCAAGCUGUUCAAAAAGCUGGUUAUAAUCAUAGAGAACGAAGAAAAUUCCUAAGAACUGCCCUUAAGGAAUUAGGUUUGAUUUUUAUGGAUCAACCUGGUUUAUUAGGACCGAAAGCCCUAAUGAUCUUUAUGGGUUUAUGUUACGGUAGAGACGAAGUUUUAUGGUUAUUAAGACAUAAUGAUAACCCACCGACGCAUAAAACAAAAGGGAAAUCUACAGAAGAUUUAGUCGAUAGGCAUUUACCGGAAUUAUUGUUCCACAUGGAAGAUUUGAGGGUAUUAGUGAGAAAGUAUAGUCAAGUUAUGCAGAGGUACUACGUUCAGUAUUUAUCUCAUUGGGAUGCUUUAACAUUGAAAGAUAUUAUGCAGAAAUUACAAAAUUGUCCCGAAGAUGAAGGUAUCAUAUUAUCUUCGUUGUGUAAUACUAUAUCUAGUGUAUCAGUUAAACAAGUUGAAGAAAAUGAAACUUUUAAUUUUUUCGCUUUUCGUUUGGAUUGGUUUAGAUUGCAAGCUUAUACAUCGACGUCCAAAUCACCUUUGAGAUUAAUUGAUAAUAAAAAUCUAGCUCAGUUACUUGAUUCAAUACAAUUUCAUACUAAAAUGGUGGAUAAUUUAGAUGAGAUGUUGAGAGAAACUUCGGAUUUAUCGAUAUUCUGUUUUUAUAAUAGGAUAUUUGAGGAUCAGUUUCACAUGUGUUUGGAAUUUCCAGCCCAAAAUAGAUACAUAGUAGCUUUUCCUUCGAUCUGUAGUCAUUUCCAACAUUGUACACACGAACUGUGUCCCGAAGAACGACACCAUAUUAGAGAACGAAGCCUUUCGGUGGUCAAUAUGUUUUUAGACGAAAUGGCCAAAGAAGCUAAAAAUAUAAUAACCGCUAUAUGCGACGCCCAAUGCAAAAUGAGCGACAAGUUAUUACCGAAGAAUUGCGCUCACUUAAUAUCACAACAGAUCAAUAGAAAAAAGAAAGAAAAAAAUAAAAAGAACACGGCGGAAUUCGAAAAACCCGGUAAGGAAAGUUAUAGGAAAACUAGAGAAAAUUUAACUACGAUGGAUAAAUUGCACAUGGCUUUAACCGAAUUAUGUUACGCCAUCAAUUAUUUUUCAAAUAUAAACGUUUGGGAAUAUACGUUCGCUCCUAGGGAAUAUUUGCAUCAACAUUUAGAGAACAGAUUCGCCAAAGCUUUAGUCGGAAUGGUGAUGUACAAUCCGGACACAAACGAAAUAGCCAAACCGUCCGAAUUACUAGUUUCCGUCAGAUCUUAUAUGAACGUGCUACAAACAGUGGAAAAUUACGUACACAUAGAUAUAACUAGAGUAUUUAAUAAUUGUCUUUUGCAACAAACUCAACCGAUGGAUAGUCACGGUGAGAAAACAAUAGCUUCCAUAUACACCCAAUGGUAUUCGGAAGUGUUAUUGAGAAAAGUCAGCGCUGGCAAUAUAGUUUUUUCGAUGAAUCAACGUUCCUUCGUCAGUUUAACCGUCGAGGGAUCCAUACCGUUCAAUCCCGAAGAAUAUUCGGACGUUAACGAAUUAAGGGCGUUAGCCGAAUUGAUAGGACCGUACGGUAUGAAGCAAUUGAGCGAAACUUUAAUGUGGCACAUAGCUAGUCAAGUGAUCGAACUUAAAAAACUGGCCGAAAUAAAUAAGGACGUUCUUUUAUCGUUACGUACCAAUUUCGAUAAGCCGGAAGUGAUGAAGGAUCAAUUUAAAAAAUUAACGAACGUCGAUAACGUCCUACAAAGGAUGACGAUCGUCGGCGUUAUAUUGAGCUUUAGACAAUUGGCCCAAUCUUGUUUGACGGAUGUUUUGGAAUUGCGUAUACCGUUUUUGGUUAGUUCUAUAUUGGAUUUUCGACAUCACCUACCCAGCGGGGAUCCGAUGAAAAUAGUUAGCGAAAUGACUUCGGCCGCCGGUUUACCUUGUAAAGUCGAUCCGACUCUAAUAGCCGCGUUGAAACUUCAAAAACAAGAAGGCGAAAACGACAACGAGCAUCUGCUCGUUUGUCUUUUAAUGGUAUUCGUAGCUGUUUCGAUACCCAAACUGGCAAAAUCCGAUCAAUCAUUUUAUAGAGCGUCCUUGGAAGGACAUACGAAUAAUAUUCAUUGUAUGGCCUUGGCCGUGAAUCAUAUAUUCGGGGCUUUGUUUACCACUUGCGGUUUGGGCGAUAUCGAAGAUCGAAUGAAAGAAUUUUUGGCUUUGGCUUCUUCUAGUUUAUUGAGAUUAGGUCAGGAAGCCGAUAAAGAAGCUAUAAGGAAUCGAGAAUCCGUUUAUUUAUUGUUGGAUCAAAUAGUACAGGAAUCCCCGUUUCUUACUAUGGAUUUGUUGGAAUCUUGUUUCCCCUAUGCCCUUAUCCGUAAUGCUUAUCACGACGUAUACAAAUUGGAACAGAAUAUGUGAAUUUUUUGUGUAUAUUAUCUUCAAUAAAAAAAAAUACGCGACAGGUCCACGUACAACAUACAUUCCCUAGGUGUCUGAACGUAGUUACAUCCUCGCUUCUAGGAUUUGGGAACCUCGUAAACUCCCAUACCUAGCUACGCCACUGUCUAAUCAUGAAACUCUUUCCAAUAUCUUAUAAUUUUAUUUUUAUUUCCCAUAUUUAGCUACGCCACUGUCUAAUUAUGUAAAUCUUUCCAAUAUCUUAUAAUUUUAUUUUUAUUUCCCACAUUUAGCUACGCCACUGUCUAAUUAUGUAAAUCUUUCCAAUAUCUUAUAAUUUUAUUUUUAUUUCCCAUAUUUAGCUACGCCACUGUCUAAUUAUGUAAAUCUUUCCAAUAUCUUAUAAUUUUAUUUUUAUUUCCCAUAUUUAGCUACGCCACUGUCUAAUUAUGUAAAUCUUUCCAAUAUCUUAUAAUUUUAUUUUUAUUUCCCAUACCAAGAUACGCCACUGUCUAAUUAUGUAAAUCUUUCCAAUAUCUUAUAAUUUUAUUUUUAUUUCCCAUAUUUAGCUACGCCACUGUCUAAUUAUGUAAAUCUUUCCAAUAUCUUAUAAUUUAAUUUUUAUUUCCCAUAUUUAGCUACGCCACUGUCUAAUUAUGUAAAUCUUUCCAAUAUCUUAUAAUUUUAUUUUUAUUUCCCACAUUUAGCUACGCCACUGUCUAAUUAUGUAAAUCUUUCCAAUAUCUUAUAAUUUUAUUUUUAUUUCCCAUAUUUAGCUACGCCACUGUCUAAUCAUGAAACUCUUUCCAAUAUCUUAUAAUUUUAUUUUUAUUUCCCAUAUUUAGCUACGCCACUGUCUAAUUAUGUAAAUCUUUCCAAUAUCUUAUAAUUUUAUUUUUAUUUCCCACAUUUAGCUACGCCACUGUCUAAUUAUGUAAAUCUUUCCAAUAUCUUAUAAUUUUAUUUUUAUUUCCCAUAUUUAGCUACGCCACUGUCUAAUUAUGUAAAUCUUUCCAAUAUCUUAUAAUUUUAUUUUUAUUUCCCAUAUUUAGCUACGCCACUGUCUAAUUAUGUAAAUCUUUCCAAUAUCUUAUAAUUUUAUUUUUAUUUCCCAUACCAAGAUACGCCACUGUCUAAUUAUGUAAAUCUUUCCAAUAUCUUAUAAUUUUAUUUUUAUUUCCCAUAUUUAGCUACGCCACUGUCUAAUUAUGUAAAUCUUUCCAAUAUCUUAUAAUUUAAUUUUUAUUUCCCAUAUUUAGCUACGCCACUGUCUAAUUAUGUAAAUCUUUCCAAUAUCUUAUAAUUUUAUUUUUAUUUCCCACAUUUAGCUACGCCACUGUCUAAUUAUGUAAAUCUUUCCAAUAUCUUAUAAUUUUAUUUUUAUUUCCCAUAUUUAGCUACGCCACUGUCUAAUUAUGUAAAUCUUUCCAAUAUCUUAUAAUUUUAUUUUUAUUUCCCAUACCAAGAUACGCCACUGUCUAAUUAUGUAAAUCUUUCCAAUAUCUUAUAAUUUAAUUUUUAUUUCCCAUAUUUAGCUACGCCACUGUCUAAUUAUGUAAAUCUUUCCAAUAUCUUAUAAUUUUAUUUUUAUUUCCCACAUUUAGCUACGCCACUGUCUAAUUAUGUAAAUCUUUCCAAUAUCUUAUAAUUUUAUUUUUAUUUCCCAUAUUUAGCUACGCCACUGUCUAAUUAUGUAAAUCUUUCCAAUAUCUUAUAAUUUUAUUUUUAUUUCCCAUACCAAGAUACGCCACUGUCUAAUUAUGUAAAUCUUUCCAAUAUCUUAUAAUUUUAUUUUUAUUUCCCAUAUUUAGCUACGCCACUGUCUAAUUAUGUAAAUCUUUCCAAUAUCUUAUAAUUUAAUUUUUAUUUCCCAUAUUUAGCUACGCCACUGUCUAAUUAUGUAAAUCUUUCCAAUAUCUUAUAAUUUAAUUUUUAUUUCCCAUAUUUAGCUACGCCACUGUCUAAUCAUGAAACUCUUUCCAAUAUCUUAUAAUUUUAUUUUUAUUUCCCAUAUUUAGCUACGCCACUGUCUAAUUAUGUAAAUCUUUCCAAUAUCUUAUAAUUUAAUUUUUAUUUCCCAUAUUUAGCUACGCCACUGUCUAAUCAUGAAACUCUUUCCAAUAUCUUAUAAUUUUAUUUUUAUUUCCCAUAUUUAGCUACGCCACUGUCUAAUUAUGUAAAUCUUUCCAAUAUCUUAUAAUUUUAUUUUUAUUUCCCAUAUUUAGCUACGCCACUGUCUAAUUAUGUAAAUCUUUCCAAUAUCUUAUAAUUUUAUUUUUAUUUCCCAUACCAAGAUACGCCACUGUCUAAUUAUGUAAAUCUUUCCAAUAUCUUAUAAUUUUAUUUUUAUUUCCCAUAUUUAGCUACGCCACUGUCUAAUUAUGUAAAUCUUUCCAAUAUCUUAUAAUUUAAUUUUUAUUUCCCAUAUUUAGCUACGCCACUGUCUAAUUAUGUAAAUCUUUCCAAUAUCUUAUAAUUUAAUUUUUAUUUCCCAUAUUUAGCUACGCCACUGUCUAAUUAUGUAAAUCUUUCCAAUAUCUUAUAAUUUAAUUUUUAUUUCCCAUAUUUAGCUACGCCACUGUCUAAUUAUGUAAAUCUUUCCAAUAUCUUAUAAUUUUAUUUUUAUUUCCCACAUUUAGCUACGCCACUGUCUAAUUUCGAAAAACACGAAAUUCUUUCCAAUUUUAUUUUUAUUAGGAGGAUACAUUAAUUUAAAUAAGUUUUUUUUUAUUAUCAAUUUUGUGAGACAAUGAAUCGACCUCAACUAAAAGUUAUUGAUGGAGCAUAUAAUUUUGUUUCUAAUUAUUUUUAGUACAAAUUUGGUAUUACUUGAUGUUUAUAUAACGUUAAUAAAUAAAAUAUCGUUUUUAAUAACAUUACUCUUGAGAAUAUUGAAUAUACAGUGCUUUUCAGAUAAAAGUAUCCACCUUUAAUAACUUUUGUAAUAUUUAUUUAGUAUUUAGAAAAAAUCCAAAAACACGUCAAUUUAUGUUGGAAGGGGCAAGCAUUAUGGCUUAUUUGAACUUACUGGAAAAGCCACCCCCUCACCCCUAGCAGCAUCCCCUUUAUUUUUUUAAAUUACUUUUCAUAUUUUUUUAUAUAAAAUUUGGAUACUCCUCUUUGAGCUGAUUUCAAAAAUGUAUAAUACUUAUAGGUUAAAGUGGUUAGUUUAUGAGAUAAACAAUUUUUCUUUUAAGAGCACAAAUUUUACUUAUUAUUUACUUUCACCUUAUUUGCCUGUACUAAAAUGGGUUGUACAACAGUUCAAACUCUUUAAUCUUUUUAACUGUGCUAUUUAUUAUGAAGUUACAA